Danio aesculapii is the source of this 1887-nucleotide messenger RNA. It is a transcript of the gene zc3hc1, whose product is annotated as zinc finger, C3HC-type containing 1. Gene Ontology annotation, molecular function: zinc ion binding. The record is from RefSeq and is a predicted model, not a curated record. NCBI's taxonomy places the organism in Eukaryota, Metazoa, Chordata, Actinopteri, Cypriniformes, Danionidae. Gene Ontology annotation, cellular component: nucleus.
AUGGCGGCGCUUGGCAGCCGUGCAAAUCGGCCAGAAACGGCGAAAAAACAAAGCAAGUCUCCUCUUGUAUCGCCACUGAAAGUGCGAGAACUUCUCAACGAAGGGGUCGCCUCGGAAGACAGCGUGUUAAACUGUUCACAGCAGGAUGCAAACACACUAUCUCCGAAUGGCCUUGGAAAAGCUCCUUGCGAAGCAGCAAACAAAGAGUCUUUUUUUAACAGAGUGGAAUCCUACUCGUGUCUGAAAUGGGCUGGAAAGCCGAGUGUGCUUUCAUCACCUCUGAGAUGUGCACGAUACGGCUGGAUCAAUGUAGACUGUGACAUUGUGAAGUGUUGUAGUUGCCAGGCUUUCCUCUGUGCAUCAAUUCAAGCGACCUUAGACUUCCAGAAAUAUAAAGGACGGAUUUCAGAGGUGCUCCAGCAGCCAACGCAGCAUGAGAAAUUCUGUUCCUGGCCAGAUUUUCCAUGUCCAGAUCGCUUCUGGAUGGUUCCUAUUAAUGAGCCUACAGUAUUACUCAGUGCCUUUCUAGAGCGUUUCAAGAGCACUUGCCUCCUAGAACAGCAGCUGCCUGCUAUGAAACCUGAGCAACUCAAAGCCAUGGCUUUGACUGAAGAUAUUAUAAGUGUCCUCCUACAGCUGAUUGAGGAUGAGCAAGUGAAGCAAGGCAGUUCUCCUUCUAAGGUUUCAUCUGAUCCUCUGUCUGUACAGGUGGCAGCAUGUAUCUUAGCCCUUUGUGGUUGGGCAGCCAGCCCGUCGCUCCAUGCUAUGAAUCUGCCCAUCCUCACGUGUUCAUACUGCAUGAGAAAAGUAGGAAUGUGGAACUUCUACCAAAUGGAUACUGUUUUAGAGGCUGAAAACCCACCCUCUCAUCCAUCUUCUACUUCUGUGACUUCAACUCAAGGGAUGAGCGGGGAAAAGGGCACACCUACGUCACCGUCCCAAUCUCCCACACCAUGUCGCAUGAAGUUGCGUAGUCAAGACUCCACACGCUCUGAGCAGGCAGAGAGUACACCUCUACGCACUAGAAAGGACUCUCCUACCCCACAUGAUGAGCAUCCCAGCCCCCUGUCCAGGGGUAAGAGACCCAUGACCCGCAGCAGGGGCCAGGGAGAGGGCCAGUCGACGGAUGUGCCCUCUAGUCAACAGAGAAAAACAAAACGGCCACGUCUCUCCUCUGCCAGUGAAGGCCCGUUGCACAGAAAAUGGUUUGACCCAGUAGCCCAGCACAGAGACUGGUGUCCUUGGGUGAGUGUGGAAAAAGAGGACAGCAGGGACAGCCUCUGAUUUGUUGGCUGUGAAGCAGAGCUCCCCCAACCAGGCUGGAAAGCAGCUCUUGCCCUGUUUUCUUCCAUGAAACAAAGCCUCAAUCCAGUAGGAGCCAGUUCGUCUCAGGGUCCUCAUGACAAUCAAAAAGGGUAUUUCAUAUUUCGACAGUGGCAGGUAUCAUCCCCAUCCCAGUAGUCUGUGUUGGACUGGAUCGCCUGGUGAUGUUAACCUAGUGUACGCUGCUCUUUGUCAAUUUACAGUAGUGUUUUCUUUAUCAUGUGAGUCUUGUUUACAGUAUUGGGUUUGGUUGGGACAGUAAAUCCACAUGGAUCGAGCUGGACUGUGCUGAAAGACCUUGUUUUGGAACAGUAAAGCCUGGCAGAGUUCUUCAGAAAUUGUAACUUUUCCACACUGUUUUAAUUCUAGGUCUGUCGAUUCUGCCUUUCAGCAACAGCAGACCAAAGCUCUUUACCUCUCAUGGACUGCCAAAUAGUCCAAUACCACCUUACUACACUGGACAACAUGGUAGUUGUAUCAAAAACUAACACUUUUCAUAUUAUAGUAUAGCUAAGGAGAACCAGUGUUUGCAGGCUUGUCUUUUUUUUUUUUGGCGUUUUAAAG